AUGACGGCCUCAGGUGGCAUUUCCCGCGGGGCUGCUGGAGUGCUGAGGGCUGCUGCGGAUGCUGGGAGAGACAAUUGCCUUGCAAAGCUUUUCUAUAAAAUAGAGGAGAAGCGUCCCUGCUUGGCUGGUGUUUCCCUGCAGGGAGAAGAGCCCGGGCCUGAGGCUGCUCGGCGUUGGAGUGACCCACUGCCGGUGUCACCUGCCCUGGGGACGGCCACCACCCUGCCCAGAGCCAGGAGCGUCCAGCUGAGGGAUCCAGGGGGCGCGGCUCCUGUUUCCAAGGAGUGGUCAUCAAAGUUUCACGGGCAGUUGCUGCUCUCCUGUAAAAGUCCCCAGGGUCGAGCCACUCAAUGCUGCGAGGGGCUCGGGGCCCCAAAGACACAAUCACAAUCCUGCCAGCAUCCCGCAGCCCCGGGUCCGCCGGAGGAGACGCGGGUGUCCCUGGCCAUCAGCAGAGCUUCCAAGGCACCCCCUGCAGGAGCGCCGGGAAAGAAAACAAACCCUAGACAGCCCCAGGCUUUCCCUGCUUUGUCCCACGUGGCAGCGUCCGGUUUGGGAAUUUUUGAGUUUGCUCUUUUUUACCCAUUUCCAUCCCGGGCAGGACCUUCCCCGAAUGGAAAUAAAGAUGAAAUAUUUUAACGGGAGUUGUAAAACCGGAAGUUCUGCCACGGGCGAGUGUGAGCGGCAGGGAAACGGAGGGAGAGGAAGGAGAGCAUCAGGUCCCAGCUGGCAGCUCUCAGGUGAGCCGCACCUUCCUGCGGCCCGAGCACGGGGACAGGGAGGGACGGAGAGGGAGCCGCUCAGGCUCCCAGAACAUCGGCGGCACCGGGAAAACGCCGCUGCCGCCGUUCUCCCAAUUCUCCCGGGCCUCGGGGAGGUCCCGGCCCGGCGCCGGCAGAGCCCGGAGCAGGAGAGGCAGCGCCGAGCACGGGGGGGGCGAGACCCUCAGCGGGGGAACGGGGACUCGGGGAAUCGGGAACCGGGAACGGGGAACCGGGAACGGAGGAACCGGGAACGGGGAACGCCCUCCCGCGGCGAUCCGGAACCGGUCCCGAUCCCGAUCCCCGCUUCGAUCCUCCGGCCGGGGGAGAGGCGGCAUCGCCCGGGAGCCCCGGCGGGAGCCGAGCCCCCCAUCCCAGCUCCGGCUGUGAGCUCCAGCACCCGCUCUCGGUCAGCCCCGUCCCGGCACCGCAGCAGGAGGGGGCACCGAGUCCAGGCUGGGCUUUGCCCGGUCCCGGCCCGGUCUCAGCCCCGAUCCGCCCUCGGUCCGCCAGCCCCGAGAGCCGCAGCCCGCCCGCCGGGGCAGAGGCAGCGCCGAGCGAGGGCCCCGAGCCACGGCCCCGGGACAGCGGAACCCCCGGGGGGCGGGGGGCCGAGAACGGGCGGGGACACGGGGGGAGAGCGGCACAGGUGUGCGGGGCGGGGCCGGGCUGCGGGGCCGAGCGCUGCCGGGGUCCGCCGGGGGUCCCGGGCGGUGCCGCCGCUCUCCCGGAGGGUGAAUCGAGACGGGACCGGGACCGGGACCGGGAUCGGGAUCGAUACCGGGAUCGAUAGCGGGAUGGGACCCCGCAGGGCGCCCCCUGGCGGACACGGAGCGCGGAGCGAGCGCGGCGC
Cinclus cinclus is the source of this 1614-nucleotide messenger RNA. RefSeq lists its product as uncharacterized. The record is from RefSeq and is a predicted model, not a curated record. The transcript is spliced from 4 exons. The coding region runs from base 1 to 639 and encodes 212 amino acids. NCBI's taxonomy places the organism in Eukaryota, Metazoa, Chordata, Aves, Passeriformes, Cinclidae.